UGGUUUGGUUGGCGAAUGGUUGGACACGUGUCACUUGAGAUCCUAUUGUGGUCAUUCACCUCUGUCCAGCAACUCCUAUCCCAACCUCCACGUGGUGCCGACCGGGAUACGAGUAACCUUAGCGGAGAUCGGGUAACCAACCCCGGUGGAAACUUUGGUCGUAUGCUGACUGGGAAGGGGGAACGUACGUGGCUGUUUCCCCAUGUUAGGGGCGGCGUACAACAGCGUCUGAUCCGGAGCGGGCGGCUGAAUCAUGAAACGCGGUGUCUCGCCAGCUAUAUCAAAGACGGCAGCCCCGUCGCGAGACUAGGUAUCGCAGCCCUAGUAAGGCAGCAUACUGAAUAUUAAAUACUACGAACAAUCCAGAUAUAAAUACGGAACGGAAUAAUCGGCAUGAGCCUAGGCGAACGAAAAAGGACAACGAUUAUUGGAAACUCGGUACUUGGAAUGUAAGGACUCUACUCGAACCGGCACGCGCAAGUAUCCUGGCUAGAGAGCUGCGGAAUGUAAAUGUGGAGGUUGCAGCUAUCCAAGGGGUGCGAUGGCUCAAAUCGGGAGGACGGGAAUUCCGAGCAGUAGAUCCUAUUGCGGACACUUCAUUUAAGUACCACAUCUACUAUAGUGGCGGCGUGAAAGCAGAAAGAGGAGUCGGUUUCGUGCUAAUUGGAAAACAGAUGAAGCGUGUCAUUAGAUGGAGGCCGAUCAGUGACCGUAUAUGCGUGUUGAGAAUUAAGGGCAAAUUCUUCAGUUACAGCCUAAUAAAUGUGUACGCACCGACCAACGAGAAACCCGAUGACGAAAAGGAGGAGUUCUAUGAGCUCCUGGAAAAGACAUACAAUGAGUGCCUAGGACACGAUAUAUAGAUUGUCAUCGGAGAUGCAAAUGCACAGGUCGGGCAGGAAGACUUCUUCCGCCCCGUAACUGGUAGGGAAAGCUUCCACUUUACUACGAACGACAAUAGCCUGAGGCUUGUUAAUUUCGCUGCAGCUAGGGGGAUGGCUAUCUGUAGCACUUAUUUUGCACGCCGGAACAUACGUAAGCACACCUGGAUGCACCCGAAUGAAGAGCUUUGCUCUCAAAUUGACCACGUUCUGAUUGAUGGACGGCACUUUUCAGACGUUACAGACGUGAGGUCGUUCAGAGGACCGAACGUUGACUCGGAUUACUAUCUCGUAGUAGCCAAAAUCCGCGCCAGGCUGUCCAACGUGCUGAAAUCCGAGGCAACGAGGAGGAUGCAGUUGAACAUCCAGCGGCUAUCAACUGAAGGAGUAGCUGCAGAGUACUCGCAGAAAGUUGAUGAACGGAUUGAGGAAAGAGCUGAAGGGAACCUGAAUGAACAGUGGAGACACAUCCACAGUUCGAUCAGCACUACAGCGCGAGAAGUGUUGGGUACAACUGCGGCAGCUGCGUCCAAUGAGUGGUUUGACGCUGAGUGCCAGCGAGUGACGGAAGAGAAGAACCGCGCCAGGGGUCAAAUGUUGGCCACGGCUGUGACUCGUCAGAGCAUGGGUAGAUAUCGAGAUGCAAGAGCCGCUGAAAAGAGACUCCACCGCCGGAAGAAACGACAGCAUUGGGAGCGUAUUCUUGCGGAGGCGGAAGGUUGCUUCUCCAGGCAUGAUGCGAGGAGCUUCUACAAGAAGGUCAACCGAAUCAGGAAUCGAAACGUGUCAGCCCCAGUCAUGUGCAACGAUAGGGAGGGGAACCUGAUAACCGAUAAAACAGAUGUGGCCAGGCGUUGGAAGGAACACUUCAGUGUGCUGUUGAACGGUGAGGGAAACAGUGGAGUCGAAAGGAGCAGGAUGACUAUUGAGAAUGAUGGUCAAGUUGUGGAUCCACCAUCCAUGGACGAGGUGAAAAAAGCAGUGAAAGAGCUGAGAAACUGCAAGGCAGCUGGGAAGGACGGCAUUCCCGCCGAACUCUUCAAAGUCGGAAGCGAACAGCUGUAUCGUGCCAUCCAUCGGAUCAUGCUGAGAGUGUGGUCUGAUGAAGAAUUGCCCUCGGACUGGUUAGGCCAUCGCCUGGACUGUAGCAAUUAUCGGGGCAUAACACUUCUUAAUACCGUGUACAAAGUUCUCUCCCGCAUCCUGUUCCACAGACUGAGGCCGUUGCAGUAGACCUUUGUUGGCGAGUACCAAUGCGGUUUUCGAGGGGGACGCUCCACGACGGACCAAAUGUUUACCUUGCGACAAAUCCCCGAUAAAUUUCGAGAAUACAACUUGCAGACGCACCAUCUGUUCAUAGACUUCAGAGCAGCGUACGAUUCAGUCAAGAGGAAUGAGUUAUGGCAGAUUAUGAUGGAACAUGGCUUCCCAACAAAGCUGAUUAGGCUGAUACGUGCCACCCUUGAAGGUUCUACAUCAAGCGUCAGGAUAGCCGGUGAGAUAUCGGACUCGUUCGUGACGUUAGAUGGUUUGAAGCAGGGUGACGGGCUGUCGAACUUAUUGUUCAACAUCGCAUUGGGUGCUAUACGGAGGGCUGGUGUGCAGAGAAGCGGCACCAUCAUUACGAAGUCGCACAUGCUUCUCGGUUUUGCGGACGAUAUCAACAUCAUUGGUAUCAACCGUAGAGCUGUGGAAAAGGCCUUCGGACCUCUCAGGAGAGAAGCUGCGAGAUUAGGGCUUGUCAUAAACUCUGCCAAAACGAAAUACAUGGUGGCUGGCAGAGUGCGUGGUAGUCCGUCGGAGAUUGGUGCUGCGGUGGUGCUAGAUGGGGAAACAUUUGAAGUAGUCGACGAAUUUAUUUACCUGGGCACAUUAGUGACAUGUGACAACGAGGUUAGCCGUGAGAUAAAGAGGCGGAUAGCAGCCGCGAACAGGGCCUUUUACGGAUUACGUAACCAGCUAAGGUACCGCAGUCUGCAAAUUCGAACUAAACUUGCACUCUAUAAAACACUGAUUCUUCCGGUGGCCCUCUACGGCCAUGAAUCAUGGACGCUGAAAGAGGCUGAUCGGCGAGCUCUUGGUGUUUUUGAGCGUAGGAUUUUGCGUUCAAUCCUUGGCGGCAAACUAGAAAAUGGUGUUUGGCGCAGACGCAUGAACCAUGAAGUGUACCAGGCAUACAAAUCGGCGGAUAUAGUCAAGCGGAUAAAACACGGCAGGCUUCAGUGGGCUGGACAUGUAGCGAGAAUGCCGGAUGAGCGUCAGCGAAGGCUAUAUUUAGCAGGAAUCCCGAUAGAGGUCGACGACUUCGAGGUAGACCCCGCACUCGUUGGAUGUGUGCUGUCGACGAGGAUGCACGCGAAAUAGGUGUUAGGGGCGAUUGGAGGAUAGCAGCCCAAGACCGAGGGACAUGGCAACGAAUUCUGGAGUCGGCAUUGGAUCGAUAAUCGGUCUGUCGCCUUUAAAUUUACACGAAACAGUUACUCCGGCCUGCCUUUGGAUUGAUAAUGAAGUUCCUUUCAAAGCACUGGACGCUACCGGAUGGGGAGACACUGGAUUUGCACAAGAAAGAACCCCGUCACUGCUAAAGGUAACACUCAAGCCCACAACUCACGUGGAAUGCAGUGAAAUUUACGGCAACACCAACCGGCUACUGAGAGACGGCCUCAAGCAGACGCAAAUAUGCGCCGGAGAUAAAUUUAUGGACACCUGUCCCGGUGACUCCGGAGGACCACUGCAGAUAAAGUUGCUUCACAAUGGAAAAGUAUCUCCGUUUCUCGUAGGCGUCACUUCGUUUGGUAGCGCGUGUGGAACAUCAACACCGGGAGUCUAUACGAGGGUAUCAUCAUAUUAUCAAUGGAUCCUGAAAACAAUACAAAGUCUGGAAAGCAGCGUGCGCGAUUGGAGUCUAGAACCCGUUGGAUGCGCCCUACGAUACGUUCCAUUGCGGGAGUACGAAGACGACGUGAUAGUCAGCCGUUCCGAGGACUUUAUUUCUCUUGACUCCACGAAAGCGCACAUGCAUUUUGGCGAAAAAAAUUUACAACAUACGGUUACUGUGGGCUGGCAAGAUCGACGCGUAUGGAGGGAAAAUUGCAGUGGAACAUUGAUUGCGGAUGACACUGUGCUGACUGUGGCCGAAUGUGCGUCGCACUCUGGCGUUACUCCGUCACACGUGGUUAUUAAUUCAAACGGGAAUACUUCCAAUAUAGGAAUGAUUUAUGUGCAUCCGGGAUACAUAAGAAAUUCUCUAUAUAAUAAUAUUGCAGUUUUGAAGCUAAAGGAUCGAGUACAGUUUUCUGACCGUGUAACUCCGGCAUGCAUCUGGCAUUCGCCUGAAAUUCCCGAUCCGCAAGUGGAAGUGGCAGGUAUUGGUCGAACCGAUAUAAACGAAUUUCACUUCUAUGGAGAACCUGAAGGAUUUAAACCAAUGAAACGGACACUAUUACCCAGACUUAGCGUAAAUACCCCUCAAAACUGUUCGAUUCCUGAAAAAUUUUAUUCUCAGCUGUCGCGGGGCUUAGCCCCAGAGCAUCUUUGUGUCGGAGAUCGUUUAUUUUUGGUUCCUGAUUCAUGCCAACUACUUUACGGAGCCCCUAUCCAGCGACAAAUUUGGAGGAACGGUCGUUACUUUGCCUAUGCUUAUGGAUUGAAUGCUUUCGGUAGGGAUUGUGGUUUUGGAGAGGCAGCCGUAGCAACGAGAUUAGUUAGCCACGUGGACUGGCUGAAAUCGGUUCUACUUCCUAACAUUCACGAUGGGCAAUCUUCGGUUCAGUUCGUCAAUCCAGAGUGGAAGGAAAACGAUAGGUGUAGUUUCGAUCACGGCAAUGAACUGCCUGGAAUUUGCACCCAUUAUACGAAAUGUUCGAAGAUAUGGAACGACUUCAAAGCUAAACGACGUGUAAGCUUUUGCUCCUCUGUGCAGGUGGUUUGUUGUCCGCGACAAUUUGUGGAAAGCAAUAUUAAGCAACAACGAGGGAAUGAAUUGGAUACCUGUCGGACGGAUUACCGACGAUUCCAUCCGAAACUAUUUAACCUAUAUACGGCCACGGGCCUUUCACAUACGGUUACCAUAACCUGGAAGGAUUCGAAGUCGGUCCGUUGUCUAGCAUCGCUCAUCACCAAACGCACUGCAGUUACAUCGGCUAGUUGUGCGUUAUCGCAGCCAAACAAACCAACCACGGCCGUACUAGCGAAUAAUGAAUCGAUCGCAAUAGAGCAAACUGUUGUUCAUCCAGACUACAACAGUAAUGAUAAUUCAAACAAUAUUGCACUCGUUAAACUGACCAAUGAAGUAAAACCAACUGCGGCAGUAUAUCCAGCCUGUGUCUGGACAAACAUAACUCACACACCGCUUGAUCUACUGUCAAUUGAAGCAGGGAACGUCGAAAAUAUCAAGAGAAAGGUCGCACCCAUGUACAACUCCGAUUGCCAACGUGAUUAUACACGACGCAUUGCGGCUGAUCAUCUGUGCGUCGAAGAUCUCCAGCUGUACGCCAACAAUACUUGCUAUAUUACGGGCGAUCAGUUGAUUUGGACUAGCGUCGAUGAAUCUGCAGUUGGCGACUCUGCAGUCACGUUUUACGUAGUUGGUUUUUACAGCUUCGGUGAGAAGUGUCGUGAAGCUUAUCCUGCUGUAUUCACCAGGAUCUCAUCGUAUGUUAAUUGGAUACGAGAGAAUAUCUAACAAUUCGCAACUUAGGCAGGAUGGGGACCAUCAACUGACCCAUCAACGCAGGAACGGUUUUUUUUUUAUUUUGAGAGAAUAGGGUAACGGGGGUAUUUUGGCCAGCUUUGGGAAGUGUUCGCACAGUUCAUUAAAAACGAACACAAUUUUUUAACAUAAAUACCUGCUCUAUUAUACCAUUGUUUAAAGCUAAGUGUCUAUUUUAAUAUAAACCGUUCAACAAUGCAGUAUAUUGAAAAAUAUCCUAGAAAUAUCAAAAUUUCUACGAAGUACUAAAAACAUAUUUUGGUCCACCAAAUUUUUACUUUGGCCCACCUUUAUAUCUACAGACGUGUAUGGAAAUAGUUCGGACUAAUUAUAUUUGAGAUCAUCAUCGGUAUUUUUGGAGCAAAAAUAGUGGGUUUGAGCAGAACAUCCUUCUACAAAGAGUAUGUCAGAGUCAAAGAGUAUGAGUAGAGAGUAUGUAUGUCAAAGAGUAUAUAACAAAGAGAUGUCAGAACUUGGCAUGGCCAAUAUAUGAUCGCUUCAGAAAGAGGGAAACAUAUUUCGGCCAUGAGUUUAACCACUUUUUCAACUUUUUCAAUCAUGUUAGAGUAUACAAACUGUUUCUAUGACAUUUUAUGGAUGUUACUACAACAACUAAUUGUUUCAAAAGCAUACAUAUUUGUUACAAUAGCUUCCGGACGUUGACUUGUAUAUUAUCACUUCCUCUUGACUUUGGGUUGAUUCAGCCAUGACUCUGAAUAUGUAUGAACUAAUUCCAAAAUAACACUAACUAGAGCCAGUUUUUCGCCGAAAAUUAUAGUGUAGUAUGAUUCUUAGGUGUGUUAUUCAAUGUUGCAUGCAUAGUUUUCUAAUAUUCAUUGAAAUUAUCAGAUAAAAUGCGUAAAAUGUUAUUGGGUGGGCCAAAAUAUGCAUGUGGGCCAAAAUACCCCCGUUACCCUAGUAAUCGUUUUAACCGCAUUCAAAAUCGUCUCCGAGUGACCGACUAAGGUGUACCUUUUGUGCCAUUCCGUGUGUGAAGUCUAAGAUUUUUUUAUAUAAUUUAACCAUAUUAUUAGGUCUUUGAACUAAAAAAUAUUCAUGCAUUCAAAUCAUGUUCAAAUUUUUCCUCAUCACACUGCCAACCAUCAUAACAAAUCCAGUGCCCCUUAGUCAAUAAAGUCUUCCAAUUUGUCUGCCUGGAUAGAAGCUGUGACAGGUAGGGAAACUGGGUUCAUCUGAGUGAUCGAUUUCAGAAGCAUACUCUUGGCGUAAUCAAGUAGAACAAUCAGUUCAGAGUCAAACCAUCUACAGAUAGAAUAUCUGUCAAUUAUAGGGUAACGGGGGUAUUUUUGCCAGCUUCAGGAAGUGGUUGCACAAUUUAUUAAAAACAAACACAAUUUUCCAACAUAAAUACUUUCUUAUUAUACCAUUGCUAAGAGCUAAGUGUUUAUUUUCACAUAAAUCGUUCAACAAUGCGAUAU
This is a messenger RNA of Wyeomyia smithii (pitcher-plant mosquito), 7031 nucleotides long. RefSeq lists its product as uncharacterized. The transcript is spliced from 9 exons. The coding region runs from base 3289 to 5565 and encodes 758 amino acids. NCBI's taxonomy places the organism in Eukaryota, Metazoa, Arthropoda, Insecta, Diptera, Culicidae. The record is from RefSeq and is a predicted model, not a curated record. Gene Ontology annotation, molecular function: serine-type endopeptidase activity. Gene Ontology annotation, biological process: proteolysis.